Onychostoma macrolepis is the source of this 4551-nucleotide messenger RNA. It is a transcript of the gene pde3a, whose product is annotated as phosphodiesterase 3A, cGMP-inhibited. The record is from RefSeq and is a predicted model, not a curated record. Gene Ontology annotation, molecular function: 3',5'-cyclic-AMP phosphodiesterase activity. Bases 1022 to 4438 code for a protein of 1138 amino acids. Gene Ontology annotation, biological process: positive regulation of oocyte development; oocyte maturation. NCBI's taxonomy places the organism in Eukaryota, Metazoa, Chordata, Actinopteri, Cypriniformes, Cyprinidae. The transcript has 17 exons. Gene Ontology annotation, cellular component: cytosol.
UCAAUAAUGUUCUUCUUAUCUGGGGCUAAUAAAUGAACUUUUUUAAUACAAAUCCUUAAUUAAGUCUGCUAAAAUAUUAAUGUUAAAGGAAAGUCAGUCAGUAAAACUAAAUGACAAGAAAGCGUGAAAACCCAAAAAGUGACUUUUAUAUUAAUUUUGUUUCACAACUCAGGGAAUUGUGAUUUUUAGUUUAAUGUUGGCUACUAUAAACUUUUACUGUAGGAAAAGAAGAAAAGCUGUAUUCAAACAAUUUUAGGGGUUGCAUCAUGUUCACAUAGUGCCAUUUCACCUUUUGCACAGCCCACACAUAAAAAUUAUAGUUAUUUAAUAGAUAGGUUUAAUGAAACCAUCGGAAUUGUGUGUUUUAUCUUUUUUUUGCCCAAAUUCCAUACUUGAGAAAUCUAUUUCCCGCCAGUUAAACGGACCCCAUAUACGGAGAGGUCCUGACGAUGACGUUCGGUGAAGGUGAGUUCUAAAAACGAAAGAGGGAAGAAAGCACAUGGACGCCGGCAGCUGAAAUCAAUAAAUCAACUGAUUGAUGCUCUGAAAUAUCGGGAUCACCGUCUGGCUGUCGAUAUGGAGCAGCGCGCGCUCUCUGUUUAAGGACCGCCUCGCGGGCGACGGGACACUGGCCAAUACGAUCCAAAAGUCACGGAAAUCUUUGUGCAGCGAGAGUUUCCACGCGUGAAAAUGAUCCGAGAUGGGGAAUAAUCCGAGAGAGAAACAAAGAGAGGGAGAGAGAUCACUGAUGAUGAUGAUGGUGGUGGCCUAGAAACAUCAGGAAUUCCUCGCUCCGCUCGACUGGAUCUUUAAGGCGAUGGGGGAUUUUACGCAUUGCCAAGAAAACGGGCUCGCUUUCCUCCUCCGUGCACCGCGGCUUUACUUUUGACUCGAAGGAGGAUGCAUUGAAGUCUCGCAUGCAGUCUGAGAGUCUCUGGCUGACGUGAAAAGGAACGGCGGCUCUGCGCAUUAAUGCGUGUGUGCGCGAGCGCGUACGCGUACGCGUGCUCUCCCGUGACCGAUGGCACUGGAAACCGUGCGCAACGGCUAUGUGCGCACUUGUGUCACUCCCGCGGAGCAGGACUGCUGGCACUCGCGUUUGGCUCUUGUGUGGAGCCGUAGGAGCCUCUCCUCGGCCGCGUGCGUCGCCUCGCUGUCCGUGCUGCUCGCGCUGCUCGCUGCGGACUGGGACGCGGAGCGCGCGUGUCACUUGGUGACGCUCGCGGAGCUCGCGUGGCAGCUGCUCUCCCCCGUCUUCACGCUCGUGUGUGCCUUCUUCUGGGUGGGCGUGUAUCUGCUCCGUUGCGGGGUGCUCAUCCGCACCGCCGUGUUCCUGCUCACCGUGUGCCAUCUGGGCGAAGCGGCGGCGCAGUCGCUGUUGGAUGCGCAGCAGCUGUACUCGUUCACCGCCACCGCGCUGGUGCUGCUCGCCUGCCUGGCCAGCGGGGCGCUCAUGGUGGUGCGUCUGGGUCAGGGCAUCUCUGUGCUCUUCUUCAUCAGCAUCAUCAGGACCGUAUCGCUGCUGUCUCUGCAGAAGGUACGCGCCAGCUGGAGACCCUACCUGGCGUACCUGCUCGGGGUGCUGGGGGUCCUGCUGGCGAGGUAUGCGGACAGGCUGCUGCCACCGGAGCAGGGCGCAUCACACCGGGAGGGAUCGAGGGGAGAUAUUCCGGUAUUUAAGAGGCGCAGGAGGUCGAGCUCGGUAGUCUCGUCAGACAUGGCACAGCACGGCCAGCCCAGGAGCAAACCUCACAGGAGGACGUCGCUGCCCUGCUUGCAGAGAGACCAGAUGCUCCCACAGCAAGAAUGGGACCACAAAAGAGGCGCCCGAGGAUCUCAGCCAUCCGGCCUAAUGCAAUCUUCGGGCACCAGCGUGACGGUGGACAUCGCGGUGAUGGGCGAGGCCCACGGACUGAUCUCAGAUCUGCUGGCUGACCCCUCCCUCCCGCCGAACACCUGCAGCACCCUGCGGGCCGUCAGCAACCUGCUCAGCACCCAGUUCACCUUCCAGCCGCUGCACCACCGGCCACGCCUGAGCCCCCUGCUGGCCUUCAGCGAAGGACACGCCUGCUCCGACUCGGAGGAGGUGCCGGAGAAAGGAGAGAGGCUGGCCAUCCCGAAGCGUUUGAGGCGGAGUUUGCCUCCGGGGCUUUUGAGACGCAUUUCUUCCACGUGGACCACCACCACCUCAGCCACGGGCCUGCCCACCCUCGAACCCGGGCCGGUCAGACGGGACCGCAGUGCCAGCAUCAAAGCACCUCACGAUGGCCCUUCCAGCAGUUUGGUGAACAGUGAUUCAUGGAACAACUCGAUAAUGCUCAGCCUUUCCAAGAGCAGGUCCAUGUCCGCUUCAUACGCUGCCUCCUCCACCACCAACCACAUCUAUAGCAAGAGCCGAAGAGGUUACCCUUCUUCCAACAUCUCACCUCUGGCUUCACCCUGCCACUCCCCUCCAGUCCAGGGUACUCCGCUCACCAGCCCCACCAACAAAAGCCCUUCAGUGGAGCUGCCGGACGCAGAGCUUCCUCCGCCACGGAGCCCCCACAAAGCCUUAACCCACAGUCAGAGCGCCCCCAGCUCCAGCACCUCACAAUGGGUGCCGCCUCCACUUUGUAGCAGCUGUGGAAGACCGUACAGUAAACUGAGACACGGGGACGGAUCCAUAGACGCAGGAGACCGAGCCCAACAGUCAGACGAGCCGCUGAUAAUGUCGUCAGACUAUGACAGCACCUAUGAGACCAACCACAGUGACAGCAGCGACUUUGCACAGAACCAGGAGGACAGAGAGGGUCACAGGAAAGCCUGCGGGACGUUCCCGCUGGCCGCUCUCAUCCCACCGGAGGAUAAGCCCAUCUUGGCCCCGGAGCCGCUGGUGAUGGAGGGCCUGGAGCCCCUCAUGAGUCAGAUCAACAACUGGAACUUCCCCAUCUUCAGUUUGGUGGAGAAAACCAACGGCAGAUGCGGCUACAUCCUCAGCCAGGUGUCUUACCGGUUGUUUGUGGAUACGGGACUCUUCGAGACGUUCAAGAUUCCGGUGAGGGAGUUCAUGAACUAUUUCCACGCUCUGGAGAACGGAUACAGGGACAUCCCAUAUCACAACAGGAUUCAUGCGACAGACGUCCUGCAUGCGGUCUGGUACCUCACGACCCAGCCUGUGCCUGGUUUACCUACACUGACAUCACUGAGUGACUCGGACUCUGACGGUGGACUUGCUCUCGGCCGCAUAAUGUACCUGAUGUCCAGGACGUAUCCUGCAGAGGAGGAGGGUUACGGCUGUCUGUCCGGCCUCAUCCCCGCUCUGGAGCUGAUGGCGCUCUAUGUAGCAGCUGCCAUGCAUGACUACGACCAUCCCGGCAGGACCAACGCGUUCCUGGUGGCCACCAGCGCUCCUCAGGCUGUUCUUUAUAAUGACCGUUCGGUGCUGGAGAAUCAUCACGCAGCGUCCGCCUGGAAUCUGUUCAUGUCUCGGCCCGAGUACAACUUUCUGGCCAGUCUGGACAACAUGGACUUCAAACGCUUUCGCUUCCUGGUCAUCGAGGCCAUCCUGGCCACCGACCUCAAGAAACACUUCGACUUUCUGGCUGAAUUCAACGCCAAGGUGGGAGAUGAUGGAUGCUCGGGCAUUGAUUGGACGAACGAGAAUGAUCGUCUGCUGGUGUGUCAGAUGUGUAUUAAGUUAGCGGAUAUAAACGGUCCGUUGAAAAGCAAGGAGCUUCAUUUGCAGUGGACGGAAGGCAUCGUCAAUGAGUUUUAUGAACAGGGUGAUGAAGAGUCCAGUUUGGGCCUUCCCAUCAGCCCCUUCAUGGACCGCUCAGCACCGCAGUUGGCCAAACUGCAGGAGUCCUUCAUCACACACAUCGUGGGGCCUCUCUGCAGCUCAUACGAUUCAGCCGCUCUCAUGCCCGGCCACUGGGUCGACCCUCGGCCCAAAGACGACGAGGAUGCUGAGGAAGAGACGGAUGAAGAGGAGGAGGAGGAGGAGGAGGAGGAGGAGGAGGAAGACACACCGGAGGAAGACACCUCCACCAGCUCAGAACUUUCCCAGAAACCAGCACACAAGAAACGACGGAAAGUGUUCUGCCAGAUCACCCAGCACCUGCUGGAGAACCACGAGAUGUGGAAGAAGGUCAUCGCUGAAGAGUCCCAAAGCCAGACAGAAGGGGAGGAGUCCACACGCCUCACUAACACCCCUGAGCCAAUCCUAGCCAUCGAUGAGGAGGAGGAGGAGCCAGGGAGCAAGGAGGAGCCUGCAGGCGACCAGGAGGAGGAGACAACCGAGGAGGAGGAGGAGGAGAGUCCUGUACCUGACGAGACACAUGAAACGGAGGAAACAGAUGGCGAGACUGUAGAGGAAGCAGACGAGACUGCGAAGACUGUAGAAGACGACGAGGAGCUAAUGGGAAAACAAGAGGAAGACGAGAAAGAGGAUCCGGAAUGAAUGACUUUUAGACGUCUAAAAGCAUUUCAUCGGCAAGCGAGACUUCUAAGAAAUGGUUGCCAGCACAUCACUUAGACACAACACUGUAGAUGCUUGGGGAACAUGUGCCUAAA